ACUAGAAGUGGAAGACCAACGCGUGCCAGCUCGCGUUACGCGGACGAUGACACGGGUGGAGUUGGAGGUGGAGGUGUAGGUGGAGGUGGAGGACGUGGUGGAGGUGGAGGACGAGGUGGAGGUGGAGGUGGAGGACGAGCUGGAGGACGAGGCGGAGGUGGAGGACGAGGACGAGGUGGAGGUGGACCUUUCCUUGGUGACAUACCCUCUGCUUCUGGCGACGUGGCUUCCCAGUCCGCUCACACACAGUCUACUGAGGGGGAGAUGGAGGUGGAGAUGGAGGUGGAGGGGCAGGACGAGGAGGCGGAGAGGGAGAUGGCGCCGAAGAAGUUGCGCAUUCGUGGUGAAGCGCAAGUCCCUGAUGAGAGGAGGGAGCCUACUAGCCACGAGGCGAAAGCCCUCAUCAUCCCGAACGAAAAAGACAAUUGGACAUAUGACAAGGGGGUUCGCCAGCCGUCGAGCAUGAUUGGAGCUCUUAUUAGGCAGUAUUGGCCGGGCUUUUACACUCCGGUCCCCGGCGGCGAGAAGAAGCUAGCCGAGACUUGGGCGGACUAUGAGGCAGCUCCUUGCCCGGGCUUUGGGACAGCUUCUGACGCCGUGUACACCAAGUUUUGGACCCAUUAUAAGGUGCCUGAUGAUAUGGUUGAGCAAGGGAAGGCGGUACUGACUAGGGCUUGUCAGAGGUUGACAAGGCAACAGUGGUACAAUCAGAAGCAUACCUGCAUCGGGCACUUCAAGGCUGAGCAGGGCACGAGGGUCAAGAAAGCUGACAAUAUCAGGGACGAUCCUCAGCUGACGAAGGAAGAUUACUUGAAGGUUAUGCCCCUAUGGUGCGAGAAUAAGGAAGACGCAUUUGAGGCCUUGGUAGCGAGGUGGGUUGGCGAAGACGCCGACUUCAACGCCAAGAGCGUGCGCAACAAGGCAAACCGGGGCACUGGAGGAACACACAGUGCGGGAAGCCGCAGCACUGAGCGCUACAGGAAGCACAAGGAGGCGGAACUCGGGGAGCCUCUCACCGAGGUGGGAAGGUGGCAGAAGAUGAAGCUGAAGCAGCCCGAUCUGAGCCAGCAUCAGCCCUCGCUGCCCGAGUACUUCGGCUAUGCCGAAGAGGAGUUGGAAAAAAACGCUAGGCUCGACCCGUGGAUUGCAUCCCGCGACGCGACGAAGCGGCACUCCCUCUCGUCUUUCGGCUCUCGCGAUAGCGGCGGCGGCGGGCGGCGGUGA
This is a messenger RNA of Lolium perenne, 1224 nucleotides long. NCBI's taxonomy places the organism in Eukaryota, Viridiplantae, Streptophyta, Magnoliopsida, Poales, Poaceae. The record is from RefSeq and is a predicted model, not a curated record.